AUGAGGAGGUUUUACUUGCUCCCUGCUGAAGAUGACUCUUAUAGUUGUCGUCAGUCCAAGAGAUUUAAGAUCAAAGCCAUGUUCAUGUGUGCCACAUCUAGACAUAUUAAGGACAGUGAAGGGAGGAUGAUACAUGAUGGGAAAUUGAGUAUCUACCCUUUUGUUGAGUAUGCGAGAGCUAAAUAUUUAACCAAAAACAGAAGGGCAUGUACUUUGCUGACAAAAGCAAUUGAAAGUGUUACCCUAGCUGUUAUAAGGGACAUGAUAGUUAACACUAUCAUACCUGCCAUCAUGAGGGUUUGGUCAGUAGGUGUGUCUAAAGAUAUCUACAUACAACAAAACAAUGCUAGACCUCACAUUCAUGCAUCUGACCCAAAAUUUAUGACAGCAGCAACUCAGAAUGGAUUUAAUAUUCAACUCAUCAAUCAGCCACCUCAGUCCUCUGACUUAAAUGUGCUAGACUUGGGGGUUUUUAGAGCAAGUCAAGCACUACAAUAUCAAUCAUUUCCUAAGAAUCUAGAUGAACUGAUUUUAAGAGUGCAGGACUGUUAUGAUUUCUUUGACCCAGAAGUAUUGAAGUACACUUGGUUGCAAUUACAAUAUGUUAUGGUAGAAAUACUAAAGUGCAAAGGGGGGAACAAUUAUAAGAACUCACACCAUUCAAAAAGAAAGCUAGAGAGACAUGGAUUACUUCCGGAUAAUGUUGAAGUUGACCAAGCACUAAUAGAUGAGGCAGUUGCUUAUUUGAAUGAGAGGUUUGUGAAUGUAGGUGAAGCAUUUGACUACUUAGAUGCACAUCAAGAGUAG
Beta vulgaris subsp. vulgaris (sugar beet) is the source of this 807-nucleotide messenger RNA. RefSeq lists its product as uncharacterized. Bases 1 to 807 code for a protein of 268 amino acids. Gene Ontology annotation, molecular function: nucleic acid binding. The record is from RefSeq and is a predicted model, not a curated record. The transcript has a single exon. Lineage: Eukaryota; Viridiplantae; Streptophyta; Magnoliopsida; Caryophyllales; Amaranthaceae.